AUGUCGCGGUGGAUUCUGAACAAGGACAGUGACUAUGGUCCAUGGAUCUAUUCCCUCUCUCCAGCCCGUUGUGUCACACCUAUACUGCCCCCCACUGGCCGUUUGUCUCACUGCGCCUCAGAGAGAGAGAGACUGCUACCUCUUCCUCUUCGCUUGUGGUUGUCCUGGUUUGAGUGUGAGGAGGUGCUGCUGAACUUUCCGUCUCCCAUCUGCCCCUUUCCCACCUCUCCCACUCGGAGAAAACCCACCUACUCAACGUGUGCUCGGCUUCUCUGCAGCCUCCGCCCAGAACCGAGCAAAAGUGUGAGCUUCAGGACAUCACUGCUGGACAUAUAUGCUGAGGCAGAGGAGACUGAGGUGGGGGAGGAGGAGAAGCUGGUGGUGGAGGAGGAGGAGGCUGAGGAGGUGGGGCUGGUGGAGGAGGAGGAGGAGGAAGAGCAGGCGGGGCUGGUGGAGGAGGCUGAGGUGGGGGAGGAGGAGAGGCAGGUGGAGGAGGAGGAAGAGGAGGCAGAGGAGGCGGGGCUGGUGGAGGAGGCAGAGGAGCUGACGGAGCUGCGCGGUUUCCUGGAGAGGAGUGGACCCACGCCUACCGUGGCGGUGACUCGUUGCCACAGGGGCGCGGCGAACCGGCGGACUGUCGGCGGGAAGGAGGAAAGGGCAAAAACACCGGAGAGAGCACCGGCGUCCUCCACCACCAGUGCGGGCGAGGGAAGACUCGGCGCGCAAACUGUCCUGUCCUGCAGCACGGAUCGGACCGCAGAGGAGUGGACCGCGGAGGAGCUCGGCACCGCGUUUGGAGAAGGCUACGCGUGGUGA
This is a messenger RNA of Knipowitschia caucasica, 816 nucleotides long. The record is from the annotation of a GenBank genome assembly. NCBI's taxonomy places the organism in Eukaryota, Metazoa, Chordata, Actinopteri, Gobiiformes, Gobiidae.